Rotaria sp. Silwood2 is the source of this 1521-nucleotide messenger RNA. NCBI's taxonomy places the organism in Eukaryota, Metazoa, Rotifera, Eurotatoria, Philodinida, Philodinidae. The record is from the annotation of a GenBank genome assembly.
AUGGAUUCGAAUACGAUUGGUUUAAAUCGAACUGAACAAGUCAUAUCUUCAUUAACUAGCUAUGAACGACAUGGAUAUCAACCAAGAACAUUACAACAAUAUAAUCAUGGACGAUAUGCUUAUUUACCUAUAUUUCCAACAAUCUAUGCUGGUUUAAAUGAAUAUUUACUUUUGGCUAAUGUACCAGUUAGUCAUCUUGCAUCACAUGCAAUUACUCGACGUCAAUAUGGAGCUUCUACUUCAGAUGCGUUAAUAAUUAUGAACAAGUACAAUUAUUCUAAUGAAUUUAGUUUAUCUGAACAAGAUGCUGAAGAAUUAGCUUCACGAUUACAAGUAGGCAAAUCUAUCAUUACGUUCAAUGCUGAUCGACUUCGUGGAAUUUGUCAUACUCUUCUUGCAUAUCAUGAAUUAUUUCGACGAACUAUUCUAUUUCAGAGUGAUGUUCCUUUAAAUGAACCAACACUCAAUUCGAAACAAAUGGCUUUAGCAUUAGAAUUCUAUUUACAAAUUGAUGUGGAUGUAUUCUAUAUGAAAACUUGUUCGUUUCGAGGAGCUCAACCUCAAUCUGACAUUAAAGGUCUAUUUUGUAGCGGAGAUGAACCUCGAGCAAGAUAUGGAUUGAUUCCAUGUAGCAAUAUUUUUUGUCAAUGUUGUCAUCCAAUUAAUACUUAUAAGAAAAGUCAACCACAAUCAAUUGUUCAUUUUUCUGCAAAUUCAAUGCAUCAAUUUGUCAAUGGUUAUACGACGUAUCUCAAUUGUCCAGCAACAUGUACUACAUCAAAUAUAAUCUAUGCUAUGACAUGUCCAUGUGGUCACUAUGAUUAUAUUGAUUCAACAGCAAAAACAUUAGCUGAUGCUAUGGCUUAUCAUCGAAAGCAUGGUAAUCGAAUUAUACAUGAAAUGUUAACGGGUAGUCCUCUAUUUCGAGGAUCACAAAUCGAUCGUAACGAAACCAAGACAGUCGUAACCAAUCAGAUGCGUCUCUAUCAACAUUCAGCUCGAUGUCCAAUAGCACUUCGCACAUUUCUAGAUUGCAAUCCGGCUUAUUGGUGUUUCAUUCCAUUACUUUGGGACGAAGCAUUAGCAGAAAAUGUUGCUUUUUUUCCAGGUGCUUCUACAACAGAUAGCAAUCUACAUGCCAUGAUGACAACUACAUCCGUAGACAAUCGUCGAGUAGCUGAUUAUCUAGAUCAUGUACCAUUACCACCAGCUGCCUAUGCCUUCUCAUAUCCUCAACUACAAAAACAACGUCUAUUUUUCGAACAAUUUGUUGCUUCUUCUAUUCAUCAACGACCCUAUAUCAUUUUGGACUUGUAUAAUAUGGCCAUCAUUGCUGUUUUACCAGAUGAUUGUUCAAUUAUAUUACGAUAUAUCAUUGAAACAUUAUUCAUUAUUCAUGCUGAAACAAAAUUGAAUAUGAUUUGUCCAAUUGGUGGUGAUGCUAAAAAACAAUAUGGUCAUCCGUAUGAUCUUAUCUGGUGUGUUAAUUUGAAUCAUUCAUCAAUUGCAACUACAACAUGA